This is a messenger RNA of Drosophila gunungcola (fruit fly), 3263 nucleotides long. RefSeq lists its product as uncharacterized. NCBI's taxonomy places the organism in Eukaryota, Metazoa, Arthropoda, Insecta, Diptera, Drosophilidae. The coding region runs from base 728 to 2752 and encodes 674 amino acids. The record is from RefSeq and is a predicted model, not a curated record. The transcript is spliced from 3 exons.
GACGCUGAGUUUUUCGCCAGAUUCAUUUUUCAGGGAGACUUCGUCGCGUAGACAAGCCCAAAUUCGAAACGGGCGCCAGCAAGUCGAUCCGGCAGACAACUGCCAGUUGAUACAGGAGUCUAAGCAGCCCCUGCGCAGUGGAAAGUUACGCAGCGCGCACCCAGAGUUCAUAGUGUAAAGGAUAAGCCGGGGAUUGGACGCCAUAUUUGUUUUCCAAGCGCUUGAGUGUGUGCGUGGCUCAGCUCCGGUGUGUGUAAGUGCAAAGACUAUCGGCAGCCUUUGCAUACCAAGUUUUCCGACAUUCCACUUAAAAUCGAACAAAGUUAAGCCCGGGAAUACAAUUUUCAUAGCCAGUUUGUGUCUGUGUGUGUGUAUGUGUCAGCUCGCUAUGGACGAGUGUGCGUGCGCCCGUGUUGGUGGAACCCGAUCGAGAACGCUGGUGUGAGUGCAAGUGGCUUGAGUGUGCAGCGCAAAAUAUCCGCUUACCUAAGCGAAAAAGUUCUCUCGUAACGGCCUAAGAACCGCACCUGAGCACAGACACAGUCACAGAAAUACCUAUGCCAACAAACGUGGCCAGCACACAAAGCGAAACCAGAAAGUCCACAUUUUUUGACCUGCUCUUCGCUCUUCGCUCUUCUCCUCGCGCUCUCGGUUGGAACGUCGCUCCCCAAAGCUCCAGCUCUGUAUCUAUAGUACUACGUUUUCGUAAGUCCGCUACGUAGCCACAAUGGGCGACUCCACGCCCAUCUGUCGGUGCCGCGUGCUCUACCUGGGCAGCGCCGUGCCGCGCCAGAGCAAGGACGGAUUGCAGGGAAUUCAGGAGCCGCUGCGCAGCCUUUAUCCUUCGGAGGGGGCUGUGGGCGCCAAGGGCAUCGAUAGCUGGCUGAGCGUCUGGUCAAACGGCAUCCUGCUGGAAAACGUGGACGAAAACCUUAAGCAGAUUACGCGCUUCUUCCCAAUCGAGUCGCUGCACUACUGCGCCGCCGUGCGCCAGGUGCUCAUUCCGGAGCGAGGCAACGCUCACCCGGAGCCCAAGUUCCUGCCGCUGGACUCGCCCUUCGCCCGGAUGCCACGCGCCCAGCACCCACCCAUCUUCGCCGCCAUCCUACGCCGCACCACUGGCAUCAAAGUGCUUGAGUGCCACGUGUUCAUCUGCAAGCGGGAGGCGGCCGCAAAUGCGCUAGUCAGGUGCUGCUUUCACGCCUACGCCGACAACUCAUACGCCCGCCAGUUGGAGACGGGCGUCGUCGGAGGGGGCGGCAGCGUCUACGGCACCCUGAAGAGUGGUGCCGGCAGCAAGUCCAGUGCCGACCUGACCAGCGUGGGCCUGGCCAACGGAGUCGGAAAUGGAGGCGGUAACCACCAUCUAGCCCUGUCCAGUCAAGGUGGCUGGCGAUCGAGAGCGGGCAGCACUACGACGCUGAACAGUCUGGGACGCGCCUCCAACGGCCACGCCCCUAAUGGAUCAGCCAUGGUCAUGAACGGUGGCAGCACUGGUAGCGCGGCCGAAGGUUACACAUCCGUCAAGAACUUUUAUGGCAGCAGUGCUGACCUCAACGUGACCGUCGAUGACGGAGAUGCAUCGUACAACGGCGACGAGAACCACAAGGUCUGGAGUGGGUCGCAGGACCAGCUGGAUAGUAUAGGACCCGUAGAGAGUCCUUACGAACUGUUUGCAGGAAACUCCUCCACCUUGGGAAGGCCUCUUCGGGCGCGCCAGAUCAGCACGCCCAUCGAUGUACCGCCACCUCCAGUAAAGGAGGAGCGCAAGCCGAAGCGGGACAAAAAGUCGUCCAAGUCGAGCGGCAGCCAGAGCCUUUCCGGCACUCUCAUCCGCCCGAAGCCAGUGCACGCGGCAGCGCUGCAUCGCUCCGGCUUCCAGGGAGCGUCCGGACCUGGCAGCAUGAUCUACGGUCACGUUCCCAUGCCCGGACACGGACCGCACGCCGCUCGGUACCACACGAUCAGCCACCGGGGCUUUCCUCCAGGUCCACCAAGCCACCUGGCCCAUCACCAGCCGCCACAUCCUCCACAGCACCAGGUUCACAUGAUGCACCACCCUCACAUCGGUGGCAUGACGCCCAUGCAGAUCCCCGUGAUGAUGCCGCAGCAGUACGCUACCCUUCAGUCGUCUCGCUCUACCAGCAAGAAGAAGAAGAAGGACAAAAAGAAUGGCGCUGGCGGAAGUGGCGGGGUUCCCGUGGGCAUGCCCAUUGUACCGCCUAUCUACGCCUAUCAUCAGCAGCAGGCCAUGGCCACCGUCCCGUCCCCCCAGCUGGCCCAGUCCCUCAUAGGGGAGAACCGGGGGUUGGGCCACUCCAACCGCAAGCUGGCGGCAUCGAUGGGCAACGGGCUGGACGACUCCGGCAACUCGGGGGCAGAGUCGCCAUCGCCAGGCGGCACCGGCAUAUACAAGCGCAAAGGACACCUAAACGAGCGAGCCUUUAGCUAUUCUAUACGCCAAGAGCAUCGCAGUCGCAGCCACGGAUCGUUGGCAAGCUUGCAGUUUAACCCGCCGGACAUAAAAAAGGAGCGCGAGAUCGCCCAGAUGGUAGCAGGUCUUGACCUGAAUGAUGGCGAGCGACACAUUGGCUCGAACACACUGCAACGCAAGCAGACGGCCCUAAUGAUGUCAAAUGGCGGGGGACAGGGCCUUGGACCAGGCCAGCACGCUCACGCUCACCCUACGCAUCCACAUGCCAUCUACGGCCCACUGGGGCCCGCCAGCAAUUUUGGAAAGCCGCGGAGAUAAGAGCUUUUGUCCCUUUAAUUUAACUUUUGGGUUGAUCUGCAACCGCGAAUUUUACGCAUAUAUACAUAGAUUUACACAAUGUUUAUCGAUGCUGGUCAAGUUUAAAAUUGGUACGAUCGAAAGCGGCAAGUGAAGAAUUACAGAAAGCACUCUGAUUGUCUUUGUUGUACACCGGAACAAAAAUAUGGUGGCUGAACAGUCUAGCAGAGGUCUGGGCGAGAACUCCCACACGGAAACCAAUUCUACUUAAAUGAAUAUGUGUGCCUUAUUAGGUUUAUACUAAAAGUACGUGCGCUCGCUAGUAACCAUAAAUCCACGAGAUACCAUAUAUUAACCAUUAUAAUGUGUAGUGUAGUAUAUUAUAAUAAGUUUACCCUUUCCGGCUCGAAGGCGAUUACAAAUUCUAUAGCUUCGGUAAACUCAUCCCGCUGAGCCGUAAAUAGCCUGUAUGCAAUUAAACAUGUAUAAUAAAUACCUACAAUAAACUGUUAACAGAGUAUCUACGCCAAAA